Molecule: messenger RNA, 4281 nt
Organism: Sarcophilus harrisii (Tasmanian devil)
Lineage: Eukaryota; Metazoa; Chordata; Mammalia; Dasyuromorphia; Dasyuridae
Gene: B4GALT5
Product: beta-1,4-galactosyltransferase 5
Exons: 9
Coding region: 133-1296 (387 amino acids)
Biological process (GO): glycoprotein biosynthetic process; carbohydrate metabolic process
Molecular function (GO): UDP-galactose:glucosylceramide beta-1,4-galactosyltransferase activity
Source: RefSeq, a predicted model, not a curated record
GCGGCGGCGGCGGCUGAGGCGGAGGCGGAGGGAGAGGAGUCGGCCCCGAUGUGAGGAGCGGUGCGGUCCGUCCGUCCACGCCCGCCGUCCGGCUCGGACCCGGCCCCUACCCCCACUCAGGCCGGCUGCACCAUGCGGAGCCGGCGGGGGUUGCGGCUCCCGCGCCGCUCGCUGCUCGCCGCGCUCUUCUUCUUCUCCUUGUCCUCUACCUUCCUCUACUUCGUCUAUGUGGCGCCCGGCAUAGUGAACACCUACCUCUUCAUGAUGCAAGCCCAAGGUAUUCUGAUCCGAGACAACAUGAGAACAAUAGGCGCUCAGGUGUAUGAGCAGGUGGUACGGAGUGCCUAUGCCAGGAGGAAUAGCAGUGUAAAUGACUCAGAUUAUCCUCUUGACUUGAAUCACAGUGAAACCUUCCUGCAAACCACAACUUUUCUUCCUGAAGACUUUACAUACUUUGCAAACCAUACCUGCCCUGAAAGACUCCCUUCUAUGAAGGGCCCAAUAGAUAUAAACAUGAGUGAAAUCAGAAUGGAUGACAUCCAUGAAUUCUUCUCCAGAGACCCUGCCAUCAAACUUGGAGGUCAUUGGAAGCCCAGUGAUUGUGUGCCUCGUUGGAAGGUGGCAAUUCUUAUUCCAUUCCGAAACCGUUAUGAGCAUCUCCCUGUUCUUUUCCGGCACCUAAUUCCUAUGCUACAACGUCAGCGUCUGCAGUUUGCAUUCUAUGUUAUUGAACAAGCCGGUACUCAGCCCUUCAAUCGUGCCAUGCUUUUUAACGUUGGCUUUCGUGAAGCAAUGAGAGACUUGAAUUGGGAUUGUUUGAUUUUUCAUGAUGUGGAUCAUAUACCAGAAAAUGAUCGCAACUAUUAUGGAUGUGGGCAAAUGCCAAGGCACUUUGCAACCAAACUAGAUAAAUAUAUGUAUCUGCUUCCUUAUAAUGAAUUUUUUGGUGGAGUGAGCGGCUUAACAGUAGAGCAGUUUCAGAAAAUUAAUGGCUUUCCUAAUGCAUUCUGGGGUUGGGGUGGAGAAGAUGAUGACCUCUGGAACAGAGUACAGAAUGCAGGCUACUCAGUGAGCCGGCCAGAAGGUGACACUGGAAAGUAUAAAUCUAUCCCUCAUCACCAUCGAGGAGAAGUGCAGUUUCUAGGGAGGUAUGCACUGCUGAGGAAAUCAAAGGAAAGACAAGCUCUGGAUGGCCUCAAUAACUUGAACUACUUUGCAAACAUCACAUAUGACGCCUUGUAUAAAAAUAUAACUGUAAACUUGACACCAGAGCUGGCUCAGGUGAAUGAAUAUUAAGAGGAAAGAAGAUAAGUUUGCUUUACCCAUCACCAAGACAACCUGGUGAAAUGUUUUGUAAACCUGCACAGGAAGAGAACAGGAAUACAGUGGCUAAUGAAGGAAUCACAGGGUUUGAAGAAUAAUAUUGCAAAAUGCACACACAAAAUAUCUUUGCUCUCCAGGCCCAGUUUGAUUGUGUAGCAAGUUUGGGAGCUUCAAUCAUCAGGACUUGCUUUCUAUUUUCCAAUGAUGGUGGUAUAUCCUGCUGCUCUUCUCUCUCCUGCACCUCCUCCCACCUCUCCAGUCCCUAUAUCUCAGCCACAAUCUCCAGGACCAGAACUGUGAUCAAACAUGGCCGUUGUCCUGCCACGGAGCUUGUUCUUCUGAAUGAUAUCUUCAUCUUUGCUUGUGGAGGCAAAGAACUAAUCCCACUACUAGGGCAGCUGCCUUUAUGAAAGAGCAAAUGAACCACUCCUCAUCCAUCCUGCUACAUUUGUGGUGUUUUUGUUUUAUUUUUUAAUUACGUUGGGAGGGGGGGGAGACGGGGAGGGUACAUAGAGAUAUAUAAUUCACUUCUUGAAGAAGUGAAUAUGUAAAUAAGCCGUGUAAAUUGCCUCUUCUUUUUUUAAUUUAAUUUUACUGUUGACUUGGAUUCAAGCAGAGAGUUUACAUAUUCAAUCACUUAUUUAGUUGACAGGUGCCAGGCUUAUUUUAAGUGUAGUUGUAACAUGUCUUUUAUCAUCGAAAUUCUUAGCUGUGUGGGGAGAUGUUUCCAAAAGGAACAAAAUGUCUGAUUUAUCAGUUUCAUAUUUUUUGUAGCUGAUGUUUCCUCUGUUUCCCCUUCCUGGCCCUGGCUUUUGAUGUUGUUGACUCUUACUCUGCUCCCUCUCCCCCCCCCCUCCCCUUUCUUAAUCAUUUCCCCCACCCCUGGAGGGUGUGAAAUAUGACCGUGCCUGCCCAGAGCCAGAUCCCUAUAAUACUCUCUUUGACACCAUUGCCCAUCUGUGCUCUGUCAGAGACGUCCGGGCUCUCCGGAAAUCAACUAAUCACACAAGUUUAUUCCUAAAUUAACAGUGGCUUCAAUGGUUUCUCUUCAUUUUGCUCUUUUUUCUUCUCAAAGGAGUUGUUUAGUUAUUUUCACAUUUAACAAAUUUUUGAAAUCUUUAAAAUUCAGCCAGGGAGCAAAUGAUAUAUAGAUGUCAGUGAGCAAAAGCACAACUAAAAGGACAAUGUUGACCAACAGUCAAAGAAAACUUUUGAAAUAUGAGAAUCAAAGUACCCUUUUUUCAUAUCUGUUAUGUUUUGAGGCCUGAUUCCAAAUUACAUUUCGGUCAGUACAUCUUAAAUCUUCUUUGUGUACAACUCACCGAUUUCUAUAGGACCUAAAAAAAAUCUCCCAAAAUGUCUGUUCUGGGAAGCAUCAGAUUUAUUAUUAUUUUUUAACAAAAGUAUAUUUAUAUAUUGUGAUUGGGAAUCCUCUCUGAAGAGUACUUCAUAUUUUCCUUUGCUUUAUUUGCCUUAGUUUGCCUCUAUAACUUUCAUGGUUUACAUAAGUAUGUACAUAUGUCAGAAUUCUUUUUUCCAUUGUUGCAUGUAUUUGGUUUCAUGGAAAUAUGAUCCCCUCGCCCAUGGGCUGUGGGUGUGAUUGGCCAAGUCUGGUUGUUUUCUGUUUUUUUGUCUCUCGGGGACUCAAUUGGUAUCUAGAAAAUGUGGUAUUAUAGGUUGUCUUACUUAUCAGCUUGUAUGAGAGUCCGGGAAACUGUUCUUGAGAAAGCUGGUAAGCCGUCAUGUUUUUUAAAAGUAUUUUGAACACACGUGCUUUACAACAACUUUAUGAGGGAACAUGAUACACAGGAUUUUUGUUCAUAGAGCAUAUAGCAAUAAAGAGUUGAUUUUGUUCCCUUCCUUUCCACCCCUUCCCCUCAAGAAAUGCAAAGACCCUUUUCAAAUUGGUAUUGAAAGUAUGAGCCCUGUAUUUAAUGUGAUGGUCAAGAAUUUUUGGAUCGAUUUGCUCUUCAGUUUUUUAAUUUAAAUAUUCUCUGUUUGGUGGGUAAUGUAUAUAUACAUGCCAGGAUUUUAAACUGAUUUAUAUUAGUUACAAAGCUCUGUUUUGAGAAUAUUUACCAUCUGGGACACACUUGCCCCAAAAUUUCACUUUAUUGUGAGAGGGGUUGAAAGAGCAGAUUGAGAUACUAUCUGUUUUAUUAUAUAAAGUAGAAUCACUUGUAUUUAUUUGCAAUCACGAAUUUCUUUCUUUGUUUUUUUUUGUUUUUUUUUUUUUUUUUGUUGUUGUUGUUGUUGGUAAAGGUGGAAUUUCUUAAUGUUGCACUGUUUAGUCAUUUAUUCCAGAAGUCAAAUGUAGUAAGAAUGACUGAUUCUUAAGAAAACAAACAAAAACAUACAGGCAAGUGCAUGUUUUCUUAACGUUGUAAAAGAAAGGUUCAUUUUUAAAAUGCAAGCCACCAGCCAAGUCAAAUCCAAACCCAUCUCAUAGUGAUUUUGGCUGCUAGAAUUCUACACAACCAAUGAUGAACCCCCUCCUUCAGGAGACCAAAGAGGAGGGAACAAAUGAAAAAUGGAAAUUACUUCCUUGAACCAAUUUCUCCAACCUUUGCCCCGUUACAAAUUUAUAUGAAGAUUUUAUUGGCUAAAAACUAUUUGAUUCUGAGUUGGUUUAGAAUCUUUUCCAAAGAUUCUUUCACUUAUUACAGCUGAACAGGAGCUCCCAAUAUGGCUUAUAGUCACCAUUUCAGAUGGCAUCAUGUAGAUCACUUUUAUCCAUCACUAGGUUUUUUGAACUUGCCCUUUAUGUUUUUAAGAGGUGCCAGGGGUACAUUUUUGCACUGAACUCUAAGGUUGUUUUAAAAAAAAAAAAAAACAGACCACACACUUUUCACAAAAGUAGUCCUUUGUCAUUAUCUUAUUUACUCAUGUGUUUGUACAUUUUUGUAUGUUAAUUUAUGAAUGAUUUUUUCAGUAAAAAAAAAAUACAUAUUCAAGAAU